Hordeum vulgare subsp. vulgare (domesticated barley) is the source of this 4819-nucleotide messenger RNA. RefSeq names its product putative G-type lectin S-receptor-like serine/threonine-protein kinase At1g61610. The transcript has 7 exons. Bases 2120 to 4645 code for a protein of 841 amino acids. NCBI's taxonomy places the organism in Eukaryota, Viridiplantae, Streptophyta, Magnoliopsida, Poales, Poaceae. Gene Ontology annotation, biological process: protein phosphorylation; recognition of pollen. The record is from RefSeq and is a predicted model, not a curated record. Gene Ontology annotation, molecular function: ATP binding; protein serine/threonine kinase activity.
ACCCUGUUGCAGCGUGGCCGGCGAGGUUUAGCGGGCCCGAUUCAGGCCAGGGGUGGCCUUGUUUGCCCUGCUACUGCGUCCGGUCAGCGACCGCGACGGUGCCGGAGGCAGGGGUCUUCCACACAAUGGCGGUGGAGGUGGUUCCCUUCCGUGUGGCUACUGUGCUGCUGCUCCCGUCGCCAAGCCCUCCUCUCUUCGACCUCUUGGCCUCGUGGUGGUGAUCUUAGUGAGGCAGUGUGGGUGGCGUCGCGACCGCAGUGGCGCAUGCUAGUGGGCGAUGGGUUGGCUGGUUGGCUCCGGUCCGGUUGGGCGGCGGGGUUUGGAGUGCGGGAGAAAUCCUUACUGGUUCUUCCGGCUCCGAUGCGAUGACGUCUGCGGGUGCCACCAUUCCUUCCUGAAGGGUGUCGGUGGUCUCCAUCCCCCACUCUCCUCCGCGUACCGGGGGAAACCGUAGGACAUGUCCGGGCAGCAGCGUCAUCGCAUUCCUUGUUGGAGGUGCUGCUUGGUACGCGGAGGAUCGGAGCCUUGAAUCGUGGUGGGUCGAUUCCGGAGGGCGCAGCGGUUUCGGUUCAUCCGCGCUUUGUCGAGCUGCCGGUGUUGGCAUUGUUUCUUUCUCUUUUGUUUCUUUUGGCUUGUUGUGCUGCUCGCCUCAACGUUUGUUGUGUAAUCGGUGUUGGUUGUCUUGUAAUACAAAGUGGGGGAAAUCCUUUUUCGGUAAAGUUAGGAUCUUUCUUUGGUUGUUCUUGGUAGGUUGUUGGCGACUAAGAUCAAUUGCCUUCAGAUGUUGUUAUUUCCAGGGAAGGCACAUGGAAGAUUUUGGGUGGGAGGGAAUAAUCUUGUCCUUCAGAAGGUGGAAUGGAUUUUAUGAUUGGUAUGACUGUUCUUAAGCACUGGGCCUCUUAAGACACUCCCAACCCUUUUGACUUCAGAAUAACAACAUAUAGGAGUAAGGAUCGGGUCUGAUGCUCGUAAUGGCCCUGGCCCAUGUCAAGCACAAGAUGUCACCCAUACCCGUUGCUAGAGGGCAUGCCCACAACAGAAGCAUGGUAAGUUGGUAACACUUCGCACGACACCUUAGCAACAAAAGGAACAACUGCAAUUUCCAUUCCAAUCAAGCAAAAUUGAGAAAAAUCCCAGCGCUAAUCAAGAUUCAAGAAUAGCCGCAUGCCCACGUAGUCAAACUUUAAAGAGAUAAACUGACAUACAAGUAUAAAUAUAUAAUGCAAAAAAAAAAAUGGGAAUUGUUCCUGGGGGCCAAAUGGCCCCGCCAAUUUAGGGGAGCUAACUGGUCACCCAUACCUAUUUAUCCGUGCAUAAGAUGGCACAAACAUGGGUUAAUGGACCAGAUUUCCAUCCAAUUAGUGUGCCUGAAUGCCGGGAAUAGUCUGCUGAAGUUGUCAUGGUGGUUCACCGAAACCUUGUUCACUCACUCGCUGGGGAUGGUGAUUGGUGCAGCGACAGUCCUCACAAACACAGAGAACCUUGCUGUCGGGUGCCAAAUGACACCACGUUGUUAAAAAAACUGUAACCACCUGACCGACACAUUCAUCCCCACCAUAAAGCUCCAGAUCGGUGUUGUCAUGUGUGGCGGUGCCUUCCUCGUUCACUGGUUCCCUUCUUCUCCUCUCAGAUGGAACGAACAUAACAUAUUUCCUUAUGUGAGUGUCGAAGUUGGCUCACAAACUGUAAAUUCUCGGUCAACUGUCACUAGCCCUUAAAUCAAAAUUCUAAUUAUUAUCUUGCAAUUGUACAAAUCAUACUGAGUUUUUUCGAAGUCAUGUCGUACGCCACGCCGUGGUUUGACCAGCUGAGUUCACACCGAAACAGCUGAAAUGUCAACUCCAAGACACUCUCAACUCGAACCAUAAUUCAAAGCUUUGCAUUUUUCAGUCACCCCUUUCAUUAUCAACCUGACGUGAGUGCUGGAUCCGGUCACCAAAUUGUCAAGAAAUUAACACUAAUCCUUUGUUGCUUGUAAAGACCAAGCAUAUAUUGAUCCAGACUUUGCACCUUAACUAACAGCAUGUUAGCAUCAGCAACAGAAGUCCUGAACAAGGUACAUUAGUACAUUCGUUGCCAGAGCACGUAUGUACUGCAGAAUAUUUCAGCCUGAUCGAUCAUGGAUGGGCCGGCUCUCAGCUGCUACACUGCGGCCCUGAUCAUUCUCUUCCUGCCGUUGCGGGCGUCGGAGGACCGGCUACUCGCUGGCGAGAGGCUCUCCCCCGGCACCACCAUCGUCUCCGACAACGGUGCCUUUGCCUUGGGCUUCUUCAACCCCUCCAAUUCAACUCCGGCUAGCCUUUACCUGGGCGUAUGGUACAACGGCAUACCAGAGCUCACUGUUGUGUGGGUCGCCAACAGGGAGGCGCCGGUGAUCAACGGCAAUUCCUCUGUGCCGACGCUCUCCCUCACCAACACCUCCAACCUCGUUCUCUCCGACGGUAGCAGCGGCCUUGUCGUUUGGACGAGUGAUGUAGCCGCUGCUCCGAGCUCCGUUGCAGCAGUGGCGGUGCUUGAGAACACAGGCAAUCUCGUCGUCCGGUCGCCGAAUGGAACCACGUUGUGGCAGAGCUUUGAACACGUCACGGACACUUUCCUCCCCGAAAUGAAGAUCCGGAUCAGGUAUGCCACGCGCGGCACCGGUAUCCGCUUGGUGUCCUGGAAGGGGCCCAGCGACCCAUCGCCCGGGCGAUUUUCCUACGGAGGAGACCCGGACACGCUCCUCCAGAUAUUCCUCUGGGAUGGGGAACUCCCGCUGGUCCGGAGUGGCCCAUGGACGGGGUACCUAGUGAAAGGCGAGCACCAAUACCAGCAGGCUAAUGGCAGCGGGUCCAUCAUCAUCUACCUAGCCAUUGUCGACAAUGACGAGGAGAUCUACAUGACCUACACCGUCUCUGCGGGCGCUCCACUCACCAGGUAUGUGGUGACCUACUUCGGAGAUUACGAACUCCAGAGUUGGAACAGCAACUCUUCGACAUGGUCUAUCCUCUUCAAGUUGCCACCCUAUGAAUGCAACCGAUAUGGUUCCUGUGGUCCGUUUGGCUAUUGCGACGAGACGGUGAGGCCCGUACCCAUGUGCAAGUGCCUCGACGGCUUCGAACCAACAAGCGCAAAUGAGUGGAGGUUCGGUAGGUACUCGGCAGGGUGUCGACGAAAGGAGGCAUUGCACGGAUGCGGUGACGGCUUCUUGGCCUUGACGGAGAUGAGGGUGCCAGACAAGUUCACGUUUGCUGGUGGGAACAAGAGCAAAAUGGAGGAGUGUGCGGCGGAGUGCAGCAACAAUUGCUCCUGUGUGGCGUACGCAUUCACCAACCUAAGCAGUGGCAGGUCUGGAGGAGAUGUGACAAAGUGCUUAGUAUGGGCGGGGGAGUUGAUUGACACUGGGAAGUUGGGCCAAGGGAUUGGCAGCACCACGCUAUAUCUCAGGCUUGCAGGCUUAGAUGUAGCAGCUGGUAAAAGUAGAAAGAGUACUGCAACGAUGAUUAUACUGGCAAUUUUUGGAACUGGAGUUGUGGCAUUCCUAUGCAUUUUCGUGGCAUGGCUAAAAUUCAAAGGCAAGAAAAAAUGGAGAAAACACAAGAAGGCAACAUUUGAUGGUAUGAAUACCUCUUAUGAACUUGGGGAAGGAAACCCUCCACAUGCCCAUGAAUUUCCAUUUGUAAGUUUUGAGGAAAUUUCUCUAGCAACGAACAAUUUCUCUGAGACAUGUAAGAUUGGACAGGGGGGAUUUGGAAAAGUCUACAAGGGAUUAUUAGGUGGCCAAGAAGUUGCUAUCAAGAGGCUAAGUAGUGACUCGCAGCAAGGAACAAAGGAAUUCCGGAAUGAAGUAAUUCUAAUUGCCAAAUUACAACACAGAAACUUGGUUCGGCUUCUUGGAUGUUGUGGGGAGGGAGAUGAAAAGUUGUUGAUCUAUGAGUAUCUUCCGAACAAAAGCUUAGAUGCAACCCUUUUUGAUGAUUCACGAAGAUUGAUGUUGGAUUGGACAACACGGUUUAAUAUAAUCAAAGGGGUUGCAAGGGGACUUCUGUACCUCCACCAAGAUUCAAGACUAACUAUAAUUCAUAGGGAUCUCAAAGCUGGAAAUGUUUUGCUAGAUGUGGAGAUGAAACCCAAGAUAGCAGACUUCGGUAUGGCGAGGAUCUUUGGUGAUAACCAACAAAAUGCCAACACCCAACGUGUUGUGGGAACAUAUGGAUACAUGGCCCCAGAGUAUGCAAUGGAAGGUGUCUUCUCUACCAAGUCCGACGUCUACAGCUUUGGUGUGCUAGUACUUGAGGUCGUGACUGGUAUAAAAAGAAGCUCCAAUAGUCAGAUCAUGGGCUUCCCCAGCCUCAUUGUGUAUUCAUGGAAUAUGUGGAAGGAAGGAAAGACAGAGGAAUUGGUGGACUCAUAUACCACGGAUACUUGUUCACUGGAUGAAAUUUUGAUUUGCAUCCAUGUAGCACUCCUGUGUGUCCAGGACAAUCCAGAUGACAGGCCACUCAUGUCAUCCGUUGUGUUCAUCCUAGAAAACGGAAGCACCACACUUCCACCCCCCACUUGCCCUGCCUACUUUACACGACGAAGUGCAGAAAUGGAGCAAAUGAGAGAUGAUAUCCAGAACUCCAGGACCAGUUUUACUCUCACCGAGAUUGAUGGGAGAUGAAAUAACUAUAAUUUUGUUUAGACAUAUCGCAGAACCAUUCCUAUUGAAACAUCUUCCAAUUGUAUUCCUAAUGGUGACCCUUCAGUUGUUUGGAAGUCAUCGUCUUCCAAUUCUUGUAUUCCAUUUUGCUGACCUUGUUGAUGUGGAAAGAAAAUAAAAAUACUAACACAUAAU